AUGGAUUUGGAAAUAGUUUAUGCGAUUCACACUUUUGAAGCUACUAAUGAAGAUGAAGUUCCCUUUCAAUACGGAGAACCAAUACGAGUCAUAGAAACGGAUGAUAUUUACGGGGAUGGAUGGUGGCAGGGCCAAAAUGUCAAAGGUCAAAUUGGUCUUUUCCCAAUGAAUUAUACUAGUAAUAUGAGUCCAUUAGAGAAUUCAAAUAAUGAUGGGCCUGGUCCAAUACCAUCUUCAUAUAACAAUUUCAAUAAUUCCAUAGCCAUGCUCACUUCCAAUUCUGAUUUAAACAUCAUUCCAUCAGAAUAUAGAACUCCAAGUCCUUCUGUCGAUGAAACCAUUAAUGAUGUACAAGAUCGAUUAAAUAAUAUGACCGUGAAAGAUCAAGAAAUAUCAAAAAGCAAUUUACAUUCAAGAAAUACUUCGAUAAACGGAGUUAGUAAUAGUGGAAAACAUUUUAAACCAUCAUCUUCUAUAUCGAGUGCUAGUA
Molecule: messenger RNA, 490 nt
Organism: Entrophospora sp. SA101
Lineage: Eukaryota; Fungi; Glomeromycota; Glomeromycetes; Entrophosporales; Entrophosporaceae
Source: the annotation of a GenBank genome assembly